Molecule: messenger RNA, 3623 nt
Organism: Dromiciops gliroides (monito del monte)
Lineage: Eukaryota; Metazoa; Chordata; Mammalia; Microbiotheria; Microbiotheriidae
Gene: HKDC1
Product: hexokinase domain containing 1
Exons: 18
Coding region: 74-2827 (917 amino acids)
Biological process (GO): glycolytic process; intracellular glucose homeostasis; glucose 6-phosphate metabolic process
Cellular component (GO): mitochondrion; cytosol
Molecular function (GO): ATP binding; fructokinase activity; mannokinase activity
Source: RefSeq, a predicted model, not a curated record
GUGGGCAAAAAACACCUCAGCCAUUCUCCGGGAAGGAACUGUGGCCUAGAGCCAGACCAGCUCUGCAAGGAAAAUGUUUGCCGUCCACCUGUUGGCUUUUUAUUUCACGAAGCUGAAAGAAGAUCAGAUUAAGAAGGUGGACAGGUUUCUGUACGACAUGCGACUCUCUGAUGACACUCUGUUGGACAUCAUGACCCGUUUCAGAGCUGAGAUGGAGAAAGGUCUGGGGAAGGACACCAACCCCACCUCAUGUGUGAAGAUGCUACCCACUUUUGUCAGGGCCAUCCCGGACGGGUCAGAGAAGGGGGAGUUCCUUGCUCUGGAUCUUGGCGGUUCCAAGUUCCGUGUCCUGACAGUUCAAGUAUCUGAGGAAGGCAAACCGAACGUUCACAUGGAGAGUCAGUUCUACCCGACGCCCAUGGAGAUCAUCCGCGGCAAUGCUUCCGAGCUCUUCGACUACGUAGCUGACUGUGUGGCCGAUUUCAUGAAGACCCGGAACAUAGAACACAAGAAAUUGCCCCUCGGGCUGACGUUUUCCUUCCCCUGUCAGCAGCGUAAAUUAGAAGAGGGAAUCCUGCUUUCAUGGACUAAGAAAUUUAAGGUUCGGGGAGUUCAGGAUACAGAUGUGGUGAGCGUCCUGACCAAAGCCCUGAAAAGACAUAAGGAUAUUGACGUGGACGUCCUGGCCUUGGUCAAUGACACGGUGGCGACUAUGAUGACUUGCGCCUAUGAUGACCCGCACUGUGAAGUGGGAGUCAUUAUUGGAACUGGUACCAAUGCCUGUUACAUGGAGGACAUGAGCAACAUUGACCUGGUGGAAGGGGAUGAGGGCAGGAUGUGCAUCAACACUGAGUGGGGAGCCUUUGGGGACGACGGCUGCUUGGAGGACAUACGGACCGACUUUGACAGGGAGAUAGACUUGGGCUCCAUCAAUCCAGGGAAACAGCUGUUUGAGAAGAUGAUCAGUGGCUUGUACAUCGGGGAACUGGUCAGACUCAUUCUUCUGAAAAUGACCAAGGCUGGCCUCCUGUUCCGUGGCGAGAAAUCUGCUGCUCUCUACACCAAGGGCAAGAUCGAGACUCAGCACGUGGCCGCCAUGGAGAAGUACAAGGAAGGCCUCCAGAACACCAGAGAGAUCCUGAUGGAGCUGGGCCUGGAGCCGUCGGAGGGGGACUGCGUGGCGGUCCAGCACGUGUGUACCAUUGUCUCGUUCAGAUCAGCUAAUCUCUGCGCGGCAGCACUGGCCGCCAUCCUGACCCGCCUGCGGGAGAACAAGAAGCUGGUCCGGCUCCGGACCACCGUGGGGAUGGACGGCACCCUCUACAAGACCCACCCUCAGUACCCAAAGCGCCUACACAAAGUGGUGAGGAAGCUGGUCCCCAACUGUGAUGUCCGCUUCCUCCUCUCGGAGAGUGGCAGCGCCAAGGGGGCGGCCAUGGUGACCGCUGUGGCCGCCCGGGUACAGGCCCAGAGGAAGCAGAUCGAUGAGGUGCUGGCCAUGUUCCAGCUGACGCGAGAACACCUGGUCAGCGUGAAGACCAAGAUGAGGGCCGAGAUGGACUACGGGCUGAAGAAGGAGACUCAGCCGCUGGCCACCGUGAAGAUGCUGCCCACCUAUGUUUGUGCCAUGCCUGAUGGCACAGAGAAGGGCAAAUACCUGGCUCUGGAUCUGGGAGGGACCAAUUUCCGGGUCCUCCUGGUGAAGAUCAGAAGUGGGCGGAGGUCAGUGAGAAUGUACAAUAAGAUCUUUGCCAUCCCGUUGGAGAUCAUGCAGGGCACGGGAGAAGAGCUGUUCGAUCACAUCGUGCAGUGCAUCGCCGACUUCCUGGACUACAUGGGCAUCAAGGGAGCCAACAGCCUUCCCCUGGGCUUCACAUUCUCCUUCCCCUGCCAGCAGACCAACCUGGACAAGGGGAUGCUCGUAGAGUGGACCAAAGGAUUCAAAGCCACAGAUUGUAAAGGGGAAGAUGUCGUGGACAUGCUCAGGGAAGCUGUUAAAAGGAGAAAUGAAUUUGAACUGGACAUUGUUGCGAUCGUCAAUGACACCGUGGGAACCAUGAUGACCUGUGGCUAUGAAGACCCAGACUGUGAGAUCGGCCUCAUCGCAGGAACAGGCAGCAACGUGUGCUACAUGGAGGAGAUGAGGAACAUCGAACUGGUAGAAGGCAAUGAGGGCAAGAUGUGCAUCAACACUGAGUGGGGCGGCUUCGGGGAUAACGGCUGUCUGGACAAGAUCAGGACUCAGUAUGACGCUGAAGUGGAUGAGGGCUCCCUAAAUCCUGGCAAACAAAGAUAUGAGAAGAUGACCAGCGGCAUGUACCUUGGGGAAAUCGUGAGGCAGAUCUUGAUCGACCUGACCAAGCACGGACUCUUGUUCCGAGGGCAGAUUUCAGAGCGGCUCAGGACCAGAGGCAUAUUUGAAACCAAGUUCCUGUCUCAGAUAGAAAGUGACCGGUUGGCCCUCCUCCAGGUUCGGAGAAUCCUGCAGCAGCUGGGCCUGGACAGCACCUGCGAAGACAGCAUCGUGGUGAAGGAAGUAUGUGAGGCUGUCUCCCGGCGAGCCGCCCAGCUGUGUGGGGCAGGCCUGGCUGCCAUUGUGGAGAAGAGACGGGAAGACAGGAACCUUGAGCACCUGAAGAUCACAGUGGGCGUGGACGGGACGCUGUACAAACUGCACCCUCACUUUUCUCGGAUCUUGCGGGAAACUGUCAAAGAGCUGGCCCCUCAGUGCGAUGUGACGUUCAUGCUCUCUGAAGAUGGGAGUGGAAAGGGGGCUGCCCUUAUCACGGCCGUGGCCAAGAGAUUGCAUCUGAAGAAGGACCAUUGAGAGCUGGGAGGAGGAACAUCAGCUGUGAUCCUUUGCUAACCUCCUCCCCUUGGGAAAUAAGUAGAGGACAGACCGACGGGUCCAAGCUGCUCUUUUUGGCCAAUAGAGGGAGCCCGGGGCCUGGGCUACUUGUCUUGGUCUUGACACGGCCCAAAGAGAAAUCUCUGGGGUUAUAUGGAUUAGAGGUGCAAAGGGGUAGGUAGCCAUUGUGAGCCCUCUGUGGGACAUCCUGGAGCAGAGUGUUCCUGGGAGACUGAGUCCGGGGCUUUGCCCAAUUCAGUGGAUGUUGAAAACCCUUUUACUUCUUCCACAAUUUAGAGCCAACAGAGCUUAACCCGAAGAAAUUAGAUUAUUCGGGGCUGUUUCAUGCUGCUUUCUUCUGCUGAGCUUUGUGUGAUUCCAGCCACAAAAUGGCAAUUCUAGCUCCGUCCAGGAACUUCAUUCCCCACACACAACCCUUUGCCACCGGCCAUCUCAGAAAUCUUUCUCAGUGAGUAAUCAAUCUCACCAGGCCAGCUCCUAAGGCCUGGGGCAGCUUCCUUCCCUUUAGAUGUGAGCUUAAUACUUGGAUGCCUUGAAAUUUAUGACAAACUUCCCCAUGGGGAUGAUGGACUUGCCCCAGCAUCCUAGGGUUCCAGCAGUAAAUUUUGUCCCCUACUUGUUAAAGAGAAAUAUCUUUAAAACUUUUAAUUUUUUUUUGUUACUGUGACCUUGAGAAAACCCAGAAAAUAGGAACCUUUCUAUAUACAAAGAAGAACAGAGAGGACUUGUCUAUGAAACUCCUAUUCCUAUUGUA